Messenger RNA from Cetraspora pellucida, 240 nucleotides. Lineage: Eukaryota; Fungi; Glomeromycota; Glomeromycetes; Diversisporales; Gigasporaceae. The record is from the annotation of a GenBank genome assembly.
AUUUCUGAGUACGAAGAUGUAGAUCGAGUAGGUGCGAAUUGGGAGGAUCUGCUUCGUAAAACAUUCGGAAGAACAAAGAAGUCUAAACUGCGUAGCAUAGUUGGGUAUCGUGACACCCAUCUAUUAGGGGGCGUUGAAGUGAGACUUAUCUGGGUAAGACCUGGGCCCAUAAUAGUAAAGUUUGCGACUAAUGUCAGCUUGGGUGCCUCCCAAUGUGGAGUAGCACGGGGUGGUAGCUAA